Messenger RNA from Anolis sagrei ordinatus, 2291 nucleotides. Lineage: Eukaryota; Metazoa; Chordata; Lepidosauria; Squamata; Anolidae. The record is from RefSeq and is a predicted model, not a curated record.
UUUGCCAUGUUUUGCCCUGCGCGUUGUGGAAGAUGUGCCUUAGUGCUCCAGCUCUGCCUGCUGGGCUUCUCCGGCUGUGCCUGGGCCAGCAAAGAGUCCUCCUUGCCGCCUCCGCUCACAGCCGCCUCCUUCCUGCAGGACCUCUUCCUCCGCUACGGGGAGCAUGACGCCCUGACUCUGCCGCAGCUGAAAGCCCUCCUGAACCGCCUCGACGUGGGAGUUGGGCGCAGCAACGUCAGUCACGCAGAGCCGCAGCGCAAGAAUCUCUCCUGGUGUUUCAGUUCUUCAGACCUUUUUGCCACCCACAAUCUGAGCGAAGGGUCCCACAUUGGCCAAAGUGAAUUCCAAGAAUUCUGCCCAACUAUUCUGCAACAGCUGGAGUCAAGAGCCUGCUUGGCAGAGAACCUCGAGAAUGAAGAAAACGAGCARACGGAAGAGGGGAAGCCAAGUUCUGCAGAAGUGUGGGGCUUUGGCUUCCUCUGCGUGACCAUCAUUUCCCUCUGCUCCCUGGUCGGGGCCAGCGUGGUUCCCUUCAUGAAGAAGACCUUUUACAAGCGGCUGCUCCUCUACUUCAUAGCCCUGGCCAUUGGCACCCUCUACUCCAAUGCCCUCUUCCAGCUCAUUCCUGAGGCGUUUGGAUUCAAUCCCCAGGAAGACUAUUACGUCUCCAAAUCCGCCGUCGUGUUUGGGGGCUUUUAUCUCUUCUUUUUCACAGAGAAGAUACUGAAGAUGCUUCUGAAACAGAAAGACCAGCACCAUCACGGCCACAGCCACUACAGCACAGAGACCCUCCCUUCCAAGAAGGACCAGGAGGAAGGGGUCACCGAGAAACUUCAGAAUGGGGACCUGGAUCACAUGAUCCCUAACAAGAACAGCGAUCUGGAAUGCAAGAACCCAUCUGUCGAUGAGAAAAUGGUUAGCUCCUUGUCUGUUCAGGAUCUCCAGGCAUCACAGAGCACAUGCUAUUGGUUGAAAGGAGUGCGAUACUCUGAUAUUGGGACCUUGGCCUGGAUGAUCACUCUGAGCGAUGGCCUUCAUAAUUUCAUUGAUGGUCUGGCCAUUGGUGCCUCCUUCACCGUGUCAGUCUUUCAGGGGAUCAGCACUUCCGUUGCCAUUCUCUGCGAAGAGUUUCCUCAUGAGUUAGGUGACUUUGUCAUUUUGCUGAACGCGGGGAUGACCAUCCAGCAAGCGCUCUUCUUCAACUUCAUUUCCGCCUGCUGCUGCUACCUGGGGUUAGGCUUCGGAAUUCUGGCUGGAAGUCACUUCUCCGCAAACUGGAUUUUUGCUCUCGCAGGCGGGAUGUUUCUCUACAUUGCACUGGCUGACAUGUUCCCUGAGAUGAACGAAGUGAGUCGGGAGGACGAGCGGAGCGGCAGCGCUUUGAUCGCUUUUGCUAUCCAGAACGCGGGGCUGCUCACGGGAUUCGCCAUUAUGGUCCUCCUCACCAUGUACUCAGGACAGAUCCAGAUCGGAUAGGGACACGCGCCAGGCCCACCGCAGGCACGUGGACUGUGUGAAGCACAGCGGGUUUUUCUUCUUCUUCCAGGGAUUACAGGAAAGGUGACGUUUAUUGAAACCUGCUUCAGAAACUUCUCAUCGGAUGAACUUCAGUGGCUGGUGAAGCUCCUUAAUAUAGGAUCAAGUGACCUAAAGACCCAUUUCCUUGUGUAGCCACAACCCCUUGCUUCCUCCCUUUCGCCAACAUCUUCUGCUAGACCGGGCAUGGGCAAACUUGGGCCCUCCAGGUGUUUUGGACCCCAACUCCCACCAUUCCUAACAGCCUCAGGCCCAUUUCUUUCCCCCCUCAGCCGCUUAAGCUUAAGGGCCCAGUGUGUUAGUAGGCCUCAGUAUGAGUAGGAUUCAGUGUGAGAAGAGGCAUCAGUCUGAGAGAGCCCUCAGUGUGAGAAGGCGUCAGAGGGCGAAAGGCCUCGGUAUGAGUAGGCCUCAGUGUGAGAGAGGCAUCAGUCUGAGAGAGCCCUCAGUGUGAGAAGGCGUCAGAGGGCGAAAGGCCUCAGUAUGAGUAGGCCUCAGUGUGAGAGAGGCAUCAGUCUGAGAGAGCCCUCAGUAUGAGAAAGCGUCAGAGGGCGAAAGGCCUCGGUAUGAGUAGGCCUCAGUGUGAGAGAGGCAUCAGUCUGAGAGAGCUCUCAGUGUGAAAAGGCAUCAGAGGGCGAAAGGCCUCGGUAUGAGUAGGCCUCAGUGUGAGAGAGGCAUCAGUCUGAGAGAGCCCUCAAUGUGAGAAGGCGUCAGAGGGCGAAAGGCCUCAGUAUGAAUAGGUGUCAGUGUGAGAAGAG